AUGUCCUCGAGUGCCUCCAGUGGAGUGCCUCCCAGUGGAGUGCCUCCCAGUGGAGUGCCUCCCAGUGGAGUGCCUCCCAGUGGAGUGCCUCCCAGUGGAGUGCCUCCCAGUGGAGUGCCUCCCAGUGGAGUGCCUCCGUGGAGUGCCUCCAGUGGAGUGCCUCCCAGUGGAGUGCCUCCCAGUGGAGUGCCUCCCAGUGGAGUGCCUCCCAGUGGAGUGCCUCCCAGUGGAGUGCCUCCCAGUGGAGUGCCUCCCAGUGGAGUGCCUCCCAGUGGAGUGCCUCCCAGUGGAGUGCCUCCCAGUGGAGUGCCUCCCAGUGGAGUGCCUCCCAGUGGAGUGCCUCCCAGUGGAGUGUCCUCCCAGUGGAGUGCCUCCCAGUGGAGUGCCUCCCAGUGGAGUGCCUCCCAGUGGAGUGCCUCCCAGUGGAGUGCCUCCCAGUGGAGUGCCUCCCAGUGGAGUGCCUCCCAGUGGAGCCCUCGGUUUCGCCAUCGCCCCAAAGGGGCGUCCUCGGCGGCGCGAAAAUGA
This is a messenger RNA of Thrips palmi, 525 nucleotides long. Its product is annotated as vegetative cell wall protein gp1-like. The transcript has a single exon. The record is from RefSeq and is a predicted model, not a curated record. NCBI's taxonomy places the organism in Eukaryota, Metazoa, Arthropoda, Insecta, Thysanoptera, Thripidae. The coding region runs from base 1 to 525 and encodes 174 amino acids.